Vitis vinifera (wine grape) is the source of this 2213-nucleotide messenger RNA. Its product is annotated as CDT1-like protein a, chloroplastic. Gene Ontology annotation, molecular function: DNA binding; DNA polymerase binding. Gene Ontology annotation, cellular component: nucleus. Gene Ontology annotation, biological process: DNA replication preinitiation complex assembly; regulation of DNA-templated DNA replication initiation; mitotic cell cycle. Lineage: Eukaryota; Viridiplantae; Streptophyta; Magnoliopsida; Vitales; Vitaceae. The record is from RefSeq and is a predicted model, not a curated record. The transcript has 10 exons. The coding region runs from base 222 to 1871 and encodes 549 amino acids.
UUCAAAUGAGCAAAGCCCAUUUACGGUCCAGUCCAGUCUAAUUUUGAACACAGCGGUUUCCCUCCUCUUUCUAGGGUUUCAGGCACGCAUUGGGAGAGAGCCGAGGCAAGAAGAGUUGAUUGCUCACGGAUUCAGUCUUCAAACUAGGAGGCUGGGACUGUGACCGAUUUCAAAAAAGUUUGCCCUGUUAAGUUUCGCAAGUGAAGAAGACUUCUAGAAGCAUGGAACAAAUAAAUUGUGAGGAAACAAGACAAGAAGCUUUGGAUUUGAAGUGUGAACAAAUUCUUCCUGGUGUUGAGAAAUCAGAUGCUCUGUCUCCUAGCCCUGUUAAAACAUCAGGAAUUGUUGGAAACUUGAAUUCUGAAACUGAAAUUGCUUCAUUGACGCCACAAAAGACAAGUGAGCCUUUACAUGCUAAUUUCAAAGAGAAAGAGAUCAAUCUUCCUGAUAAAUACAAGACCAUAGCAGAGUUCUUUGAUCGUAUGAAUUGUUCAUUGAGAUUGCUUGGUCUGCGUAAAAAGCCUACCACUUUUCAGAAUAUUUGUACUCAGGUGGAAAUUCUGACAAAGAGAAAGUUCUCAUACAGGCAUCUUGCACAGAUAAAGUAUAUACUUCCUGAAGUUGUACAAAUUGAUUAUAUCCUCAUACAUGAUGUGAAAAGCCUGUGUAUGAAGCCAGAUAUGAAAAUUUCCUUGCUGUUUGAUGUUAUUGAAGGUCAUCAGGAAAAGUCCACUUUUAUGGCUCUGCGCCAAGUUUUUGCCUAUAGGCUUUUAGAUUUCUUUAACAUUCAUCCUGAGGGAUGUGAUAUCCCAGAGGCCAUAUUGCCAGAGCCGUUUAACCAGAGAACUCAGAACAUUAUUCCGAAGUCAUUGCCUGUGGAUUCAUCAAUAGAAUCUCAACCAACCUCUGAAGUUGAGUUGUUAGCAAACUCAUGCCAUCUUAAUCCAUCUUUCAGAAGACACUUCUCUGAGAAGGCUGUUGUGGCAGAAACAGGAAAGACCCAACUCUUAGCAUCUCUAGUUCCAUUGUUGUCUUCCAGUUCUGAUAUUGUCACUAACAAAGAAAUAAAAAGCGAGCAACAUAAGGAGUCUUCUGAGUUAUAUUCUGAAUCCACCAUUAUUAAGCCCCCUGUUGGACUAAUUUGUCCCCAAAGCUCUGUUAGUUCCAGUGCUUGUGAAAGCCCUUACCUGAAGCAUCCUAUGGUUUCUGAUUGUUUAAUGGUAGAAACGCCUGCACAGUUGACACCAAAGAGAUCAAUGCCCAGUUGUGACAACAAGUUGAAGACUGUGACUAGACAAAUGGGAACUUCAUGCCAUAUGCCCACAAAGAGGUCACUGGACUUUUCAUGCCUGGAAGGUGAUGAAAGUGUGCUGAACACUUUGGAUGAGCCAGAAUGUCACAAAGUUAUACAUGAUACUCUUUCUCAAACAGUGGAGGCUAAAGGGGUUCAUGUGGAAGAGGAGGCUUCUGGCUCUGCAGAACUUCUGCAAAAGGUAGAGGAGAGCAAUGAUUGCACUAGCAAUGCUCAUGAGAUGAAGCAAAGGGUUUUAGUAACAUCUCAGCAAGUGUCAACUUGCUUGGUUGACCUUGUUGCUUUGAUUCACCGCAUAUUUCUAUCUCUCGGCUGCUUUUCAAUCACAAAAGAGGAGCUUGUGCACAAGAUAAUUAUGAACAACUGUGAUAUCAUUGAGAGAAGAGAGAUUGAAGAACAGAUUGAGCUUCUUGAAAAGCUGAUUCCAGAGUGGAUUUUCAGGAAGCUGGCACCUUGUGGAGAUCUUUUGUACAGCAUCAGGAAGGAGUCAAAUUUGGAUUCAGUUUGUGCAAGGCUCUGUAACGUAGGACAAGAUUGCCAUAGGGGGUGGUCACCUUAGAUCUGACAUGAACUACAAUAUCAUUUGCUGACUUUUUUCCAUUCCCGAUGAGGAUAACUGUUUUACAGUCUUUUGGAUAUUGAAGAAAGGCCUACUCUCUGGACCGUGAGAAGUGUGGUAAUCAGUCCUUCAGUUUGGUUGAUAUAGAAUUCAAGUGGUCUUAUUGAAGUUCCUUCUGUUUUUGUAUCUAUUCACCACCCCACUCCUUUCCUGGCCUGAUCAUGAAUGAAGUUAAAAUUAACUGCUGGGCUUCAUGAAACCCUACAAAUUGAUUCUUUAAAUGCAAUGGAGCAUAGUGAUAUCAUAUGCAGUGGUAAUGAAAUGGAAACUGGGCAAGUAGGC